AUGAUAAAUCAUCGAAAAUCAAUAUCACAAAUAAAACAUCUCGCAUCAAUAGAAAAAAAGUUGUUGGUAAAUGAAGCAACGGUCCAUGUAAAGAAUGAAAAUUACUAUAAAGCCUUAUGCUUAUACAAUAAAGUAAAAUCUGCGAACACUCAAAACGCUAUUGAUUCGAAAAUAAUGGGUAUUCUAAAUUCAACAAUACAUCAUCAUGAUCUAUUACAAAGUUACGUACGAGCGCCAGUAGAAAGCGCUUCAGGUUCAAAGCAAUUGGAAGAAUCGGAAAAUUUCGAUAAGAUUCCAUCUUCUUUGGGAACCUAUUUUGACAAAGAGCUAAACGAUGACGAUGAUAAAGAAAGUCACAUUGGCGGUGACAAAAAAGAUAGGAAAAAUAAGCAACGAGAGAGUAAAUCCAAUAAAUUAUCGGUCGAAUCAGAAAUGAACAUUCAAAAGAGAAAGAAAUGA
Heterotrigona itama is the source of this 459-nucleotide messenger RNA. The record is from the annotation of a GenBank genome assembly. NCBI's taxonomy places the organism in Eukaryota, Metazoa, Arthropoda, Insecta, Hymenoptera, Apidae.